This is a messenger RNA of Maudiozyma saulgeensis, 1599 nucleotides long. The record is from the annotation of a GenBank genome assembly. Lineage: Eukaryota; Fungi; Ascomycota; Saccharomycetes; Saccharomycetales; Saccharomycetaceae.
AUGCCUUCUGAUACUACUAAUACAGAUUACGAUAUCGAAUCCUUACAAAAACAAGGUGGCAUUGUAUCUGAUAAAAAACUUUACAAUACUCAAUCACAAGAAUUUUUUGUUGAUGACACAUCUAGUCAUGGUUCAAAUGACGAUAUUCUCAUUGAAACUAAAUUAGGUUUUAUCAAUAGAUUUGCUGCAAAAUUAAAUACUGAGACAAAAGGUAUCGAACCUGUCACAGAAGAAGAACAAAAUGAUUCAUCUUUAUUGAAUGCAGCCUCUAUGUGGUUUUCUGCAAAUAUGGUUCUUGCAGCUUAUUCCAUUGGUGGGUUAGGUCCAAUGGUUUUCAAUUUAAAUUUUGGUACUUCUGUUCUAGUUAUAGUUUUCUUUAACAUUUUAGGAUUACUGCCAGUAGCAUUUUUUUCAUUAUUUGGUUCAGAAUUCGGUUUAAGACAAAUGGUCCUAUCUAGAUACUUAAUCGGUAAUGUUACUGCAAGAAUAUUUGCUUUAAUUAACGUCAUUGCCUGUGUUGGUUGGGGUAUUGUCAAUACUGUUGCAUCUGCUCAACUAUUUAAUCUAUUAGGGGAAAACUCUGGUCAUAGGUGUCCAUUAUGGGCCGGGUGUAUCAUCAUCAUCGGUGCUACCGUCAUGGUUACUUUCUUCGGUUAUAGAAUCAUCCAUACUUAUGAAAAAUAUUCUUGGAUUCCAAAUUUUGCUGUAUUUUUAGUUAUUAUUGCUAGAUUGAAAAUGUCAGGUAAUUUCAGUCAAGGUGAAUGGACUUCAGGUCCAACUACAGCUGGUAAUGUUCUUUCAUUCGGUUCUUCAGUAUUCGGCUUUGCUGCUGGAUGGACCACGUAUGCAUCAGAUUAUACUGUCUACAUGCCAAAGAAGACUAAUAAAUAUAAGAUUUUCUUUUCUCUAGUGGCUGGUCUAUCUUUCCCAUUAUUCUUCUGUAUGAUUCUAGGUGCUGCCUCUGCUAUGGGUGCCGUUAAUGAUCCAACCUGGAACCAAUACUAUCAAACUAAUUCUAUGGGUGGUUUAACUUAUGCUAUCCUAGUUCCAAACUCUUUACAUGGAUUUGGUGAAUUUUGUUGUGUUAUCCUAGCGUUAUCUACUGUUGCUAAUAAUGUUCCAAAUAUGUAUACUAUUGCAUUAUCUGCACAAGCAAUGUGGGAACCAUUUUCUAAGAUUCCAAGAAUUUUGUGGACUUUGGCAGGUAAUGGUGCUGCUUUAGGUAUCUCUAUUGCAGCUGUCUACUAUUUUGACGCAUUUAUGGAAUACUUUAUGGAUUCUAUUGGUUAUUACUUGGCUAUUUAUAUUUCUAUUGCGCUUUCAGAACAUUUAAUCUAUAGAAAAAAUUCCUACAGUAAUUAUAAUGUUGCUGAUUGGAAUGACAACAGUAAAUUGCCUAUUGGUAUUGCAGGAACUGCUGCAUUAAUAGUGGCUGCUUUUGGUGUUGCUUUGGGGAUGUGUCAAUCCUAUUGGGUUGGAGAAAUUUCUCGCUUAAUUGGUGAUUAUGGUGGUGAUAUUGGGUUUGAAUUAGGUGCUUCUUGGGCAUUCAUAACGUACAACAUAAUACGUCCUUUUGAACUUAAAUAUUAUGGUCGUUAA